AUGGAGAUUGUGACUUGCCAGUUGCCAGAGCUGCCUCAAGAUGUCUUGAUUGAUAUAUUUUCCCGCCUCGAGACCCCUGAUUGCGUGCGUGCGGGCUCUGUGCACCCUUCCUGGCGUUCGGCCUACACCAGCCUACUCAGCCUUGUGAAGUACAAACAGUCCAAGACGCCGUGCUUGUUCUACACUUCUGAAUAUGCUGGGGGGAAUGCUGUAUGCCUCUACAGUCUCAUGGAGAAGAGGGUUUACAAGCUGACUCGGACAGAGACACUCCUCUGCAGUAGGUAUCUGAUUGGAUCAUCCCAGGGCUUGCUAGUUACAGUUGAUGAGAGAUCUGAGAUGCAACUCGUCCAUCCAAUUACUUGUGAGCAGAUUGACCUCCCUUCGGUGACCACCAUAGAACAAGUGAAACCCAUCUAUGAUGACUCUGGUGCUGUCCACAUGUAUGAAUACUCACUGCACACUGCACAAAAGGUUUUCUGCCCCCCAGAAAUUGUUGCUCUUGAUGAGCUACGGAAGUUUUUUCAACACAAGGCUUUUGUGCUUUCUGAUACAUCCACUAAAAGCUUAAUUGUGGUGCUCAUCCACAAUCCUCAUCGCCAGCUCUCAUUUGCAAGGAUCGGGGAUGUUAGUUGGACCUGGCUGCCGCCGCAUGCCUUCUUUGAUGACUGCACCUACAAGGAUGGACUAUUGUAUGCCGUGAACACAGAUGGAGAAAUUCAUGCAUUCGAUCUCACUGGCCCUAAGGUGACAUGCAAGAUGAUUUUGGGGAAGUCCGAGGUUGUAAAGUGUAGCAGCAUGUACAUUGUACAAGCUCCAUGGGGUGAUCUUCUGCAAAUUUGGAGAUCAUUUACAGACUAUGAGUUAGAACCUCAGCCUGGAGCAUUUGAAUAUUGGAACACUGGCAGAAUUAGGAUAUAUAAAGUUGACAGUGCAGGGAAAAGACGUGAAAAAGUCAAGUGCUUGGGUGACCAUGUGUUGUUUCUUGGGCAUAACAAAUCUCUUUGUCUCAGUGCCAAAGAAUGUCCUGGUCUCAAGGCAAAUCAUGUGUACUUUACUGACGAUAGUUUUUUAUGGAAAAAGGGAUUUAAGAAUAAUCGCCGCGAUAUUGGAAUUCUCAACUUGUUUGAUAACAGCAGGGAGGAAAUCGUGUCACCGCAGCUUUGGUCUGACUAUCCAGCUCCAACGUGGAUUACACUUGAUCUUAGAAAGAUGAAGGUGGUUUUAAAUCAACUUUAAGUUUUUCUAUAUUCAGUGAUGUACGUCAGA
Messenger RNA from Lolium rigidum, 1266 nucleotides. Its product is annotated as probable F-box protein At4g22165. The coding region runs from base 1 to 1236 and encodes 411 amino acids. The record is from RefSeq and is a predicted model, not a curated record. The transcript has a single exon. Lineage: Eukaryota; Viridiplantae; Streptophyta; Magnoliopsida; Poales; Poaceae. Gene Ontology annotation, molecular function: protein binding.